Messenger RNA from Spodoptera littoralis (African cotton leafworm), 924 nucleotides. Lineage: Eukaryota; Metazoa; Arthropoda; Insecta; Lepidoptera; Noctuidae. The record is from the annotation of a GenBank genome assembly.
AUGAAUAAAUUAAUCGGUAUAACGAGGAGUUUCUCAUCCUCCGCGUCUUUAAAUGCUGUUAAAACGGUGACUGUUGUCGGCGGUGGUCUUAUGGGAUCGGGAAUCGCACAGGUUGCAGCACAAGCCGGUCAGAAUGUGACAAUAAUAGACAUCAACCCGGAACUACUAGAAAAAGCCCAGAAGUCCAUUCACACAAAUCUUACAAGAGUUGGUAAGAAAUUGUACAAGGGUGAUGAGGCCAAGAUUGCAGACUUCGUGAAGGAGUCCGCUGAGAGGAUCCGUGUGUCCACCAACCUGGAAGAUGGGGCUGAUGUAGACCUGAUUGUGGAAGCUAUUGUGGAGAAGCUGGAUGUUAAACAGGAGCUGUUUAAUAAACUUGAUGUGCUGUCACCACCACGCACGAUCUUCGCCACCAACACUUCCUGCAUUUCUGUCAAUGCCAUCGGCGCUGGAAUCCAAAGAAAGGACCGUUAUGGCGGUCUUCACUUCUUCAACCCAGUGCCUGUGAUGAGACUGCUGGAAGUUAUAAAAUGCGAUAGCACUUCGGAAGAUACCUACCAGACUAUGAUGGAGUGGGGCAAGUCUGUUGGCAAGACCUGCAUCACCUGCAAGGACACGCCCGGGUUUGUUGUCAACAGACUCCUUGGACCGUACUCUGCUGAGGCUAUUAGAAUGCUGGAAAGAGGUGAUGCCUCCAAGGAGGAUAUAGACAUUGGUAUGAAGCUUGGAGCUGGUCUUCCAAUGGGCCCAUUCGAGCUGGCUGACUACACAGGUUUGGACACCAACAGGUUGGCCCAACAAGCUCUAUACUCUAUGACUAAAAACGAGGUUUUCGCGCCAAUCGAACUGCUUGAGAAAAUGGUGGCUGAAGGAAAAUAUGGAAUUAAAUCCGGCGAGGGAUUCUACAAGUACAAUAAGAAAUAA